AGAAGAUCAAGCAUUAUUUACAUCGGGAUUGAUAGAAUUUUGUGUAAGUUAUUUGCUAAAAUAUAUUUAAAUAAGAGAAAAUUGAUUGGCAUUACAAAUAAUGGGGACUGUUGAGAAGGAUAACUUUCUCGAUAAUGAAGCGCUUAACGAAAUAACUACUGAAUUCAAGAAUAUAACUGAAGACCCAACACAAUUCCUACUUGUUUCGUCAUCAAAAAAGCAGGAAGAUAUAAAAACGUUGUUACAAAAAACGUAUCAAGCGUGUGUACGAAACGAUGAAAGUAGCAAGAAUGCGCUUGAAAUACUGCCGGAGUUGGUUGUGGAGGACAUGGAUGAAGAACAAAUUUGGCAACAGUUGGAGCUCCGCAACAAUACAAUACUAACAGCGUUAGUAGAAAAUGCCUCAAAGUUAUUGUCACUUAAGGAAGAGAAACUGGAGGUACGACUGGAUGAGGAUGAUAAUCAAGAAAUAGAAGAGGAGUUAGAGCAAAGUGAAAGCGAAGCGAAAGAUAAUUCGGGCGACGCCGAUUUAUUUAACGGCGAGGUCGAUGAUGAAAGCGAUGAAGAACAAAAAGUCUUUCAAAAAAAGCAAGAAGUCAAAAAGAAACGUAAGGGGCGCACAUCCGUGGUAGAUGAUAAAUUUUUUAAGUUAAGCGAGAUGGAAGCAUUUUUGGAGGACGAAGACGCUAAAGAGAUGCGACGAAAAAAUAAAAAGGGUGACAAUGCGCUCGAUGCAACGGUGGACUAUUUUGCGGAUGAUCUGGGUAUAGGGGAUGAAGAGGAGGAUGAUGAAGACGCGAAUCCAACAUACCAAGACUUUUUCGACGAAGAAGAUGAAGAUGUAGACGUAAGUCUUGAAAAACCUACCAAAAAGCAAAAGGAUCAUUUCAAAGAGGUGCCAAGUGAGGAUGAUGAAGAUAUGAGUGUAGAUGGAAAUGAAGAUGACGAAGAAGAAGAUGCUGAAGAUGACAGCGAGGAUGAAAAUAUGCAAAGUGAAGAUGAAAAUCCUGACAGUGAUAACGAAGUAAAAACUCGCAAUGAAGGUUUACAACCUGCCUCCUCAGGCACUGAUGAUUCCGAAGAUGAGGAAGAUCAUAAAGAACCAAUGCCACAAUCUUCAUUCGAAAUACGACAGGAGCGUUUGCAACAACGCAUACGGGAGUAUGAAGAGGAAGUUCUUGGUGAAAAACCAUGGCAAUUAAGAGGCGAAAUUCAAGCCACUAGCAGACCGGCGAAUUCACUACUUGAGGAGCUGCUGGAAUUCGAAUCAACCGUACGACCAGCACCUGUCAUAACUGAGCACACAACACGUUGCUUGGAAGAUAUCAUCAAGCAACGGAUUAAAGAUAAAGCUUGGGAUGAUCCGCAGCCGAAAUUAAAACCGUUACAAUCCCCACAUGAAUUCCGCAAACAAUUGAUAUUGGAUCAAGAAAAGUCUAAGGAAUCGCUAGCGCAAGUCUACGAAAAAGAAUAUCAAAAAGAAUUAGAUAAAUUCGAUCCAAAUCGUGCAGACGCUGGCGAGGAGGAACCGAAAGAGCAUAAAGAAAUUAAACAACUUAUGCGUGCACUAUUCGUUAAAUUGGAUGCGCUGUCGAACUUCCACUUUACACCGAAACCCGUGGCGCCUGAGGCCAGAAUCAUCACGAACACACCGGCAGUCAAUAUGGAGGAAGUAGCGCCAGUAGCUAUAAGCGAUGCUAAACUACUAGCGCCCGAAGAGGUCUACCGCGGACCGAAGAAUGAGCUGGUCGGCAAAACAGAACGUAAUCGUACGGAUAAGAAUCGCGAGCGCCGCAAGAAGAAGCAGAAGCAACGUGUUAUCAAUCGACUAUUGGACGAAAAGAGCAAGAAGAAGCAGGAGUUGGGCAUAGCGCCAACAAAGAAGGAGGAAAACGCCAAGCUGCUCAAGUCACUCACAAAGCAUCGCAAUGUCGAGAAGUUAAACACCACCAGCGACGAUCAGCGCGCAUUGAAGUCUUCCAAGUCGUUCUUCUCCAAAUUGCAGGACACCACCAGCGUGGCGGGCCAAGCGGCCAUAGCGGCAAAGGCCAAAAAGCAAAAAUCCACUGGGAAGACGUUGACAGCGAAAAGAGUGAAAUUGUAAUAACUCCUAUUGUGGACUUUGUUAAUAAUAAAGAAGUUUAUUUUAUUAUAUUACGU
Molecule: messenger RNA, 2160 nt
Organism: Bactrocera neohumeralis
Lineage: Eukaryota; Metazoa; Arthropoda; Insecta; Diptera; Tephritidae
Product: U3 small nucleolar ribonucleoprotein protein MPP10
Exons: 3
Coding region: 101-2104 (667 amino acids)
Biological process (GO): rRNA processing
Cellular component (GO): small-subunit processome; sno(s)RNA-containing ribonucleoprotein complex; Mpp10 complex
Source: RefSeq, a predicted model, not a curated record